GCUCAUGAGUCCUUUCCCACUCAGAUCCGGGGCUCCCGGUCCCGAGCCCUCCCAGACAGGGCCCUGGUCAACUGUCAGUACAGCUCUGCCACCUUCAGCACCGGCGAGCGCAAGCGGCGGCCGCAUGGGGACCGGAAGUCCUGCGAGAUGGGGCUGCAGUUGCGUCAGACCUUCGAGGCAGCUAUCCUUACGCAGCUGCACCCACGCUCCCAGAUUGACAUCUAUGUGCAGGUGCUGCAGGCAGACGGUGGGACCUACGCCGCUUGUGUGAAUGCAGCCACGCUGGCCGUGCUGGAUGCGGGGAUACCAAUGCGGGACUUUGUGUGUGCCUGCUCAGCGGGCUUUGUGGACGGCACAGCCCUGGCGGACCUCAGCCACGUAGAGGAAGCAGCUGGCGGCCCCCAGCUGGCCCUGGCCCUGCUGCCAGCCUCGGGCCAGAUCGCGCUGCUUGAGAUGGAUGCCAGGCUGCAUGAGGACCACCUGGAGCGGGUGCUGGAGGCCGCUGCCCGGGCUGCCCGAGAUGUGCACACCCUGUUGGACCGAGUGGUCCGGCAGCAUGUACACGAGGCCUCUAUCUUGUUGGGGGACUGAGCGUCCUGCCAGCUGUGCCCAGAAUAAAAUCCACACACCAUACU
Myotis davidii is the source of this 635-nucleotide messenger RNA. It is a transcript of the gene EXOSC4, whose product is annotated as exosome component 4. Gene Ontology annotation, biological process: poly(A)-dependent snoRNA 3'-end processing; rRNA catabolic process; nuclear mRNA surveillance. NCBI's taxonomy places the organism in Eukaryota, Metazoa, Chordata, Mammalia, Chiroptera, Vespertilionidae. The coding region runs from base 148 to 591 and encodes 147 amino acids. Gene Ontology annotation, cellular component: nucleolus; cytoplasmic exosome (RNase complex); nuclear exosome (RNase complex). The record is from RefSeq and is a predicted model, not a curated record. The transcript has 2 exons.